AUGGCAUCACCUGGCCUUCAGAGCCACUACGACGACGCAAAUCCUGAAGAGCGGGAACCAUUACCGCAGCUGGAUGAUAUCAAGGUUGAUUAUCAUCCUCACAGCCAGAUUCCGUCCACCAUUCAUCAUUUCGCUGAUUUCUCUCGCACACGUCCCACGGAAGCUUCAGUACCUCGGAAUCACGCACCAUGGGAACCGUUCCGCACACGGCUCGAUUUUGAGGUCGCAGAACUUGCCCUCGAAGCUGCACUCACCGCAGAGCAAACCAAUCGUCUGCUUAGUCUCGUUCAUCGUUCCGCACAUAGGGACGAAACCUUUACACUACAAAACCAUGAUGAAGUCCGGGAGUUGUGGUCAACUGCUUCCCAACGCUUCACACCGUUUCAAGUUGAUGUAGUGUCGGUUCUGUAUCAAAAAAAGGUGCAUGAGUUUGAUAUGCACUACCGUCCUCUGUGGGAAUGGGCUCUUGAUAUGUUGCGAGAUCGACGUCUUGCGCCGCACUUCGUAUUUGAUGCGCAACGCCUAUACAAAUUCAAUGGUACGCGUUUUGUACGCUUUAUUGACGAACCUUGGACAGCCAAUGCAUUCUGGGAUGCACAGUCACGACUUCCGCCUGAGGCAAAGCCUCUGGCUUUUAUCUUGUACGCAGACAAGGCAAAAUUGUCCUCUUUCGGUACCCAGAAAGCCUAUCCGAUUGUUUGUCGGAUUGCAAACCUGCCUGUCGAAAUCCGGAAUGGUGCUGGUAUUGGUGGUGGCCGAAUUGUAGGUUGGCUGCCUAUUGUGUCAGAGGAUCCGGAGCAUGCAGGCAAAAGCAGCUUUGUGGACUUCAAGACUGCCGUUUGGCACGAGUCCUUUUUAAAACUUCUUGAGUCCGUCAUACAGAUCUCGAGGACGGGAUACUGGUUCGAGUGCGGUGAUGCCAUCCGGCGCCUGCUUUGGCCCUUGAUUUUGAUUCUGAGCGCCGACUAUGAAGAACAAUGUAUCAUGGCAUUGAUUCGCGGACUGAAAGGUAAAUUUCCGUGUCCGAUCUGCUUGGUCCCUCGAGACGAGCAAUCAGUCUUGUCUCACGAACUUCGAUUACGGACAAGCGCUGAGUCUGAGGAGACCCUUCAGUUGGCCCGCGCGAAGAAAUCCAAGAAGGAGAGGGAGAAAUUACUCAAAACUUACUCGCUGCGUGACGUUGAAAACGCCUUCUGGAGAAUGAUGCUCACCGACAUUCACCGAGCACUCUCCUUUGAUCGCAUGCAUGUGUAUCAUGGAGGGCUUUGGAGGCACCAUCUGUGGAGGGAGCUUCAGUUCUGGAUACUUGAAUUAGGGCGAGAAGCUGUUGUGCAGAUGGACGCGUGCUAUGAUGCUUUUCCGCGGUGGUCUAACCUGACGCACUUCUCAAAGGUAGUUGGAGUUGAUUUCAAUGAUAGCUCACAUCACGAGGACAUAUCGAAGAUGGCUAUCUUUGCGGCGCAAAGGAUCCUCCGCCGUUCACAGAGUAAGCUCGGCUAUCUACUCUUGCGAUGCAUACACCACUAUAUCGAUCUCGACAUUUACGCUGGAUUUGAGGUCCACACUGAAGAUUCAAUUGUUGCAGGAAGACGAGCUCUGCGGGAAUUUUCAGUGUUGAUGGAGAUGCACGGCCCCGUGAGGGACAUCUACCACAAUCGAACAAAUUUCAAGAACGUUGCUACACAGAUACUUCGCUACGACCAUUGGCUGCUAACCUUAACAUCAAUGCGUUCUGAACUCGACGAGUUGGACGAGUACAAUCGGAAAGCCGACCUCCCAACAACAGAAGACGCAGACACAGAAAAUCCUGCGAUUUCUGUGGCUCCAGCUCCCUACACCCACGUAAAGUUAGGCUCGGCGCAGGGUGACAUCUCAUUUGCAAGUCUCGAGCAGUCGCAUGCAGAUGACGGGGCCUUCGUCGGUUUUCGAAUCAAACUCAAUGCCUUCCUGAACACAUUCUUCCCCAGUAACGACAUUCCUUUACCAAAUGGAAAGCGCAUUCAUUUGCAGGCUGACAACAAGAUUACUGGAUACAAAUAUCUGCAAGUCAACUACGAGUCUAUGGUCGACUGGCGCCAGUGCAAAGACCUCCUUCGAUGCAACCCCGAGUUCUUUGGAUCCCCGCGAUAUGAUUGUGUAAUGGUUCAAACCGACAAUCAACCAUUUUUUGCUCGCCUUAUCUUCAUGUUCGGUUGCUCAAUUGGUGAAACCAAUCUUUCACUGGCGCUCAUACAUCCGUACGAUGUCGGAAUUGGUGUCCGCAGCAAACAUGAUACUGAUCUGGGACUAUGGCGUGUACGAGCCAAACUUCGGUCAUCUCCCGAAUUCAUCUCCGUAAGGUCAAUUAUCCGAGGGGCUGCGCUUGCCAGCGAUCCUGGGAGACAAGGCGAUUACUUCGUCAUCGACACGGUUGACGCAGACAUGUUUCUUCGGGUCAAGUCUCUGCAAGUCGCGUAA
Molecule: messenger RNA, 2457 nt
Organism: Suillus clintonianus
Lineage: Eukaryota; Fungi; Basidiomycota; Agaricomycetes; Boletales; Suillaceae
Exons: 11
Coding region: 1-2457 (818 amino acids)
Source: RefSeq, a predicted model, not a curated record